GCCGAGACCACAGCUAGCAGACGCGAUGCGUGUGAUUCUGCGGCACAGUUUCGGCACUGCUGUGCUGCUCUGCAUAAGGAGAUGCAGCCAGCAGGCGUGGCGGCCCAGCUACUGGCACCAGCCGGGCGCGCAGCCGCUGCUGGCGCUGACCAUGGGCCGGCUGGUGGAGCAGGCGGCGCGCCGCUACGGCGAGCGGGAGGCCGUCGUCUCCCACCAGCAGGGCGCCAGGCUCUCGUUCCGGCAGGUCCACCAGGAGGUGGACCGACUGGCAGCAGGUCUGAUGUCAGUGGGGCUGUCCCGCGGCGACCGGCUGGGCUUGUGGGGUGGCAACUGUCUCGAAUGGUAUGUCACAGCACUGGCAGCUGCACGUGCUGGGCUUGCACUUGUUUGCCUCAACCCGGGCUACGAGGCUGCCGAACUAGGGCACUGCCUGUCCAAGGUGGAGGUUCGUGGUCUGGUGGCCACAGCCAGCGGUUAUGACAGGCUGCAGAAACUUUUGCCAGAACUGGGAAGCAGCAAACCGGGGAAGCUGCGGAACAAAGAGAUACCCAGCCUCAGCACCGUCAUCCUCACAGGCACCGAACCUGCUGCGGGAACGUAUGGUUACAAUCAAGUGAUGGAUCUUGCAACAAAUGAAAACUUGGAACGGGUCUUAAAUCUCCAGAAGGACAUUCAGCCUGAUGAAUGCUGUCAGAUCCAGUUUACAUCAGGCACAACUGGAAAGCCAAAGGCUGCUGUCCUGACCCACCACAACAUUGUGAACAACUCUUUCUGUGUCGGGAAACGUCUACAGUUCAAUGAGAAGCAACAUCGUAUCUGCCUACAAGUGCCUCUCUUCCACUGCUAUGGAUUCUGCAAUGGGCUCCUUGCUGCGCUGCAUUAUGGGUCAACACUUGUUCUGCCUUCAUUGUCCUAUAGUGCAAGGGCAUCUUUGGAAGCCAUUGAAAAGGAGCGAUGUACAGCAGUAUAUGGCACGCCCACCAUGUAUGUGGACCUAGUGUCACUGAUUGAGUCUGGCGAUGUGAGCCGCUACAGCUCACUGCAGUUUGCACUCAACAGCGGUGCCCUCAUCACAGAGCAGUUGUUCCGGCAGGUGCAGGAGAAGCUCAGCCUCAAUAAAGUCUGUUCUGUGUAUGGACUGACAGAGACUAGUCCAGUGGUGUUCCAGUCAUUGCAAUCUGAGUCACGAGAUCAUAUGCUCACCACUGUGGGACAUGUCUCUGAACACGUUGAGGUGAAAGUCAUUGAUAAGGAAGGAAAGAUGGUGCCAAUAGGUGAACCAGGAGAAUUAUGCAUUCGUGGCUAUGUCACCAUUAGUGGCUAUUGGGCUGAUGAGGCCAAGACUCGAGAACUGAUUGAUGAGAAUGGCUGGCUGAAGACAGGGGAUUUAUUUAUUCUGAAAGAGGAUGGCUACGGAAUGGUAGUUGGACGCUUGAAAGACAUGAUAAUCAGGGGUGGUGAGAAUAUUUCCCCUAAAGAAGUUCAGGAGCUGCUGGAGACUCAUCCAGAUAUACUGGAGGCACAAGUAUUUGGGAUUCCACAUGCAAGAUUAGGUGAACAGGUAUGCUCAUGCAUCCGAAUAAAAGAAGGAUCUGGGCUCACACCUGAGAAAGUCCAAGAAUUUGCAAAGGGAAAGAUUGCAGGUUUCAAAAUUCCAAAAAUAAUUGAAAUUGUUGCUGAAUUUCCAAGAACAACAUCUGGAAAAAUCCAGACUUUCAAGCUAAGAGACGCUUUCAUGAAGAAGUAUCCUGCUCAGUAACAAGCCAUAUUGAAUGCAGUACAGUGUUGUGGCAGUGAGAAUUUCAGAGUAUGGACAGUUGUAACAACUCAACCAGUGCCAUCCUGAUGAAGAAUUCAGUUUCCUAAAGAUGAAGAAGUAUUAUUGAAUGAGAAUGUAUAGUUCCUAGUGAACUGAACUUGUAAAGCAAGAGUUUCCUCCAACUUGGAAGUUCAUACCAUAGCAGGAUUGAACAACAUUUCCAGACAGUUCACAAGCAGAGCAGAGUGGGGAACUGUUUGUGAAACAAUCAACGCCAAUGAGUUUACAGCAGAAUGAAUCUGAUUGCACAUAUUUCUUUCAGCAGUAUUAAAUGAUAUUGUGCAAUAUUACAAAAUGAUGCAGCUCGUAAAAGAGUUCUAGUUUGUUCAUAAGAAGUUAAGAACUGCAACUUUAUAGAAAUUUGUUGAAGUAACAAGACAUUUCAAUUUGUGAAUUCCUGAACAAAUAUUUUUUAUACAAUUUUGAUGUAAAAUAUUUUUAACGUGAUAUUUGUACUCAGUUUUCGGCAAAAUGCAUGAAAAUAGACUUCAGUUAGCAGGCUAACUAAGUUUGUAUUAAAUCUAUUCAUGCAAUCUAAAAUAAAUUUCUGGAAUUUAUGCAACAUUGAUUCAGAAACAAUUACUGAAAUUAGAUCAUAUUGGAACUACUGAUUUGUUCAACCUUAGCAAAUAUGGGUAAGGUAAGAAAAAAUUUGUUUUUAUUGAAUAUUUCAUUUCUGUAUGUUUCAUUGGGCUUGCUUUUAUGAUGUCAGCUGCCAGACAAUACACCAAGCAAUGAUUUUGCACAAUCUUUCCUAUAAUCAGUAACUUGUUCCUCAGGAUUAUCAGUGAGAAAUAUUAAGACCACCUGAAAUUGGCUACUAAAUCAUUUAAUACAAAAUACAAGGGUUGUACCAAAAGUAAGGUUCCCAAUGAGCUACAGCCUUGAUGGAAGGAGCUAGGCUAAAUCCUACCACAGUGCCAUGUGCAGUGGUUCCCCCACUCUCGAUCCCACCUGUCUGCAUUUCACUACACCACUCAUUGUUGGCUUGGCAGCCAUCAGAGAUGGAAGUGUUUAUCGCCGCUUCUGCCAAGUGCAAGGUUCGAGCAGUAAUCUGGUUUCUCCAUGCACGGAAGUUACUGCCCAUGGAGAUUCGUUGGCAAGUGACUGAGGUAUAUGGUGAAGAGUGCAUGUCCAUUCAGCACGUCUGCAAAUGGUGCAGGGCUUUUGCUGAUGGUUGCAUGGAAGCUCAUGAUGAAGAAUGGAGUGGAAGACUGCCAGUUUUGGAUGUGUUUGUCCUGAAGAUCAACAGUGAGCUGCUCAAAGAUCGGAGGGUCACUGUCUGUGAACUUGUUGAAUGCAUUCCUGAAGCUUCCUAAGGCACCAUUGAAAGAACUUUAAUAGAAAUGUUGGGUUAUUGCAAAGUGUGUGCUCACUGGGUCCCCCAGAUGCUGAUGGAUGGACACAAGGAGCAAAGCCUUUACUGUGUUCGCAUGUUUCUUCAACAAUGUGAGGGGGAAGGCAACAAGGAGAAAUUGUUGGGCUCUAUCAUCACAGGAGAUGAAAUGUGGGUGUUUCAUUAUACCCUCGAAACAAAACAACAAUCUCGUCAGUGGCAUCACUCCAGUUCACCGCCACCAAAGAAAUUCAAACAAAUGCAGUUGGCAGGAAAGAUUAUGGUGACUGUGUUUUGGGAUCGGAAGGGGGUACUCCUCAGCGAUUUCAUGCAACCUGGCAUGACAGUAAACUCAGACAGAUAUUAUGAAACAUUGACCAAACUCCGGCAUAAAAUCCAGAGUCACUAGAGAGGAUGACUGAAGGAGGAAGUAGUGCUUCUUCAUGACAAUGCUUGUGCUCAUCAAACACAGGAGCUUUUGAAGAAAUUUGGGUGAACUGUUAUGCUUCAUCCCCUGUACAGCCUGGACUUAGCCCCCAGUGAUUAUCUAUCAGUUCUUCCCCAAGGUAAAGGAACCCUUAGGUGGCAAAUGCUUCAAGAGCGACAAUGAAGUCCAAGCAGGCUUCACACACUUCCUCAACAAGUUGGCGGGCGACUUCUUUGACUUAGGAAUUCAAAAGCUGGAGCACCAUCUUCAAAAGUGUGUCAAAAAAAUGGAGACUAUGUUGAAAAAUAGACAAAAGUGUAAGUUUUUCAAUCAUUUUUAAAUUAAUAAUAAUAAACACUGUUUCCUAUUUGUAAAAAAUAUGGGAACCUUAUGGUACAACCCUCGUACAAAAAUCUUUGGUUUCCUUCAUGUUGGUGAUGGUGCUGAAUGGAGCUUUAAACUUCUAAAAUGUUGGUCCAGGGCAAUAAAUAUGUAGAAUUCUUGCACCUAAUGAGCAAAACUAAUCAUAUAAAUUAAUUAAUAUGCAACUUUGGGGGGGGGGGGAGGAUAUUUUUAUAUUAAUUACAACAGUUAAUGAAACUCUAGAAUUUAUUUAAUUUAUGAAAAAAAUGAAUGAGCUAUUAUAUUUUAAACUUCAUGUUUAGAAAAAACACAAAUUUUAUAGUUAAUUAUCUCAAUAUUUACCACAGUUUUAACAGAUUUGGAAAAUUCUAGAGUUUCAUACACCUGUAAGUAUGGUGUCUAUGCUAUGCAAAAGUCUUCGAAGAAUCUCUAGUACGUAUGGAGAAAAGUGUACCUAUAGCAACAAAUGCAACCAAUAGUAAGUGAAAAAAUUAUGAAAUUUCACCUGUAAAAAAAAAAUUAUUUUGUUAUGUUUUGAACUUCCAGUGCUUUGAAUGUGUACCCUGAAUCCUUCCUGGUGAUGCUAACAGCCAAACAAAGAGUGGGGAAUGAGCAGAUGGGGUAUGAAAGUGAUCAAUUUGAUGCCUAGUUUUGCAGAAAAGGAUCUACUUGCUUUUAAGUAAUCAGUGGGAUUAAGAAAAAUUUAAUUAUUGAUUUGAGUAAAAAUUUCUCUCUGGAUUUUCACUUGCAGACAAUGAGUAGGAAAUGGACAAAUGGCGUAUCAUUUGUUUAACACCUUGAACAAAUUCAGGGUAACAUUAAGGAAAACUUAUUUACUGAUUUCAAGGAAAAUUUAAAUAUUCACAAAUCACUGCUGCUAUAUGAAUGAAGUUCAUCCCUUCAAUGUGUAACCAUUUUGCCAGAAAAAGUUGUGCCAGUGUGAUAGUUAACUGUCAAACUGGUUUUCUCUGAAUGAAGUAAUAAAUUUAGGACAUCUCAAGAACAGAAAAUGGUCAGAUUAGUUGUGUCAAAAAGUUCAUCUCUUCCAGGAUUAGCCAUUUCCCACAUAAAAAGAUACAUUGGUGUCAUAUUCAACUGUUAAAAACGCUUCCUUCAAAUAAAUUGUUAAAUUCAGGAUAUUUCAAGACCAGAAGACACAAGGAAGGUGUUGGUAAUGGCUCAGUGUUGCUGCAGCUCUAUAGAUGACUAUUGUUUCUUCUACAGCCAUUAGUGCUUUACAGUUGAAAGAUGGCAACAGAGCUGCUAGCUGCAGGUAUCUUCUUAUGACAACAACUCAGCUGUAGAGUGUCUUAAUCAUCAUCUGAACCGAGCGAGGUGGCGCAGUGGUUAGCACACUGGACUCGCAUUCGGGAGGACGACGGUUCAAUCCCGUCUCCGGCCAUCCUGAUUUAGGUUUUCCGUGAUUUCCCUAAAUCGCUUCAGGCAAAUGCCGGGAUGGUUCCUUUGAAAGGGCACGGCCGAUUUCCUUCCCCAUCCUUCUCGUUGUCGACGGGACGUUAAACACUAAUCUCCUCCUCCUCAUCAUCUGAGAUGCAGAAGUGUGGCCAGUCACCAAAGACAGCUGGUAAACUUGGAAGGCCUUCCAGCAACACUGGAGGCAGAGAAGCAUGUGAGAAGUACUGAGAAAAGGAAAAGUUCAUCCAGGAACCCAGGAUUAUUUGAAUUAGUGGUAAGAAAAUUCUGUGAAGGCAUUGCUGCUCUCCCACCAAGUCUUGCCACGUUUCAAAUUGCCAAAUGU
Molecule: messenger RNA, 5704 nt
Organism: Schistocerca cancellata (South American locust)
Lineage: Eukaryota; Metazoa; Arthropoda; Insecta; Orthoptera; Acrididae
Product: medium-chain acyl-CoA ligase ACSF2, mitochondrial-like
Exons: 14
Coding region: 26-1759 (577 amino acids)
Biological process (GO): fatty acid metabolic process
Molecular function (GO): medium-chain fatty acid-CoA ligase activity
Source: RefSeq, a predicted model, not a curated record